UUUGAUUUCUGUUCGGUUUUGCAUGAAGUGCAGUACCGUUUCAACACAAAAAACUAAAACUGUCACGAUUAAGAACCUGGAAUACUUUGACAGACAAAUAGUCCAUGGCAGACCAAAAUGGUCACAUUGAUGUGGGCCCUCCAAGGGAACCUGUAGCAGGUAUAGGCUUCCCUGCUCCUCCCCCACCCAUCUACACCUGCACUCUGACCCCUGAACUGGUGGCCAAGGCCCGGGAAGAACUCCAGGAGAAGCCAGAAUGGAGGCUGCGGGAUGUCCAGGCAUUACGAGAUAUGAUACUCAAAGACCACCCUAAUCUGAGGACGCGGUUAGACGAUGCAUUUCUCCUGCGAUUCCUCAGGGCCAGAAAGUUUGAUUAUGACCGGGCCCUUCAACUGCUCCUGAAUUAUCAUGCCAGCCGGAAAGCAUGGCCUGAGGUUUUCCAGGACCUGAAGCCCUCCACAGUGAAGCAUGUGCUGGAACUGGGUUUUCUCACUGUCCUGCCCAGACCAGACCCACAUGGACGCUACAUACUGUGUUUACGGCCAGGUAAAUGGAAGCCUAAUGAUUAUCCAUUUGUGGACAACAUUCGGGCUAUUUAUUUAACAUUAGAGAAGCUGAUUCAGCCUGAGGAAACCCAAGUGAAUGGAAUUGUUAUCCUGGUGGAUUAUGCAGGAGUUGGCCUCUCUCAAGCUUCUAAUCCAGGGCCUCUUCUGGCAAAGAAAGUUGUUGGUAUCCUUCAGGAUGGAUUCCCAAUCAGAAUAAAGGCAGUAAACAUAAUAAAUGAGCCACGCAUCUUCAAGGGUAUUUUUGCAAUAAUUAAGCCCUUUCUGAAAGAGAAAAUGGCAGAGAGGUAUGUCCUGCAUGGCUCAGAUUUGGCCUCUCUCCACCGAGUCAUCCCUCAAUCUGUGCUGCCUAAAGAGUAUGGAGGUAUGGCUGGUAGACUUGAUAUGUCUGCCUGGUCCAGAACACUGCUGGAGGCUGAAGAGGAGUUUGUGGUGGAGUUCUGUCAGCCUGAUCCUCUGGAGGGCAUAAUUCUGCCAGACUCAAUGCUCUUUGAGGGAGAGCAGGCUGGGGCACAUGGAGAGGAAUCCUUCAGACAUCUACGAUCUCAGCUUUACUAUUGUUACUGACCUCCAGUGAACUUGCCACUGUUUUUUUUUUUUAAACAUUUGUUAGCUGACCAGUUAUGUAAGAUGUCAAACUAUUUAGUUCUAACAGUGCAAUGUCAAACACUGAGGUCACCGCAUAGGAGUCACUUUUAUAAAAAUAAAAAAUAAAAUCUCAUCAAAGAGCUUUUAGAUGCUGGGUGGUAUACUCAGUUGGCCUACUCUAAUCUGAUCACUUGCGUUGUAAAAACUUGAUUCAAGAUCAUUUUCACAGUAUAAUAGACAGUCGUUAUAAUCGUUCUUUUGAGAAGGAAUCCUGGGUGUUUGUGUCUAUCAAUCCCUGUAUUUAUUUUCAGUAUUUUAUUCAAGUGUCUUAAAUGUGUUUUUAUUUUUUCCAGCACUACAUCAUUUUAGUUUCAUGUUACACCUCAAAUAAUGUUUGCCUUAAUUUGCGAUUAAGGGAAAAUGAGAUGAAAUUAGAUUAGUUAAGAUUUUGUGUCAAGGACCAUGAAAUAAAUAGAUGAUUUUGAUUGCUCAUUGCAGAUGUCAAUUCAAAUCCAAAGUAAUAACAAUGUGCAAUUUACAUUCAAAUGUAUGCAGCCUCAGUAUUUUAUAACUCUGUAUUUAUGGAUUAUUGAUUGGUCUACAGAGAAUUGUAAAAUGUUUCUUUUUGAUUUGUAGAUAGCACAGCAUAAAUGUUUUUUUUUUCUUUUUUUCAUUUAUGCCUUUUAGUGUUCACAAAAAAACAAAAAAAAAUCCUGUGCAUUAUUGAAUUGACAUAAUUAUGCCAAAAUACACUUGUUGAGCACAGUACCGUUAUGAUUCUAAGUUACAUCAUAAGCUUUAAAAUUAGCUAGAUACAUUUACAAUAUAUUGAGAUGAUGUGGAGUUCACAAUGCGUGUUUGCAUAUUGUUGGUUGCCAAAAUACUUUAGAUGGAUUACUUUUAAUUUUGUACAGACCUUGUAUAGAAACUGUAACUGUCAGGUGAGAGUUUUUCCAAAAUGUAUGGAAUUUCAGUUUUGUUUUACUGAGCGCAUUGUUAUGUCUUAUCUUCUAGCCUUACAUUUACUUUCAAUAUUAUAAGUAUAUUUGUAUUAUUAUUUUUGAUUGUGGUACAGUACAGUAGUUGUUAACAGUCAUUAAACAUUAUAAUUUUCAGAGUUUUAAUAUUUUUGAAUGAAUCGGUGCUGUACAUUAUGGAGUUUGCCAGAAGAUGGAGACAUACACCAUUUGACACAAACAUCCACAAGAACUCUUCAUUUCUGUGUAUAUUGGUAUCAAAAUACCAAUACAUAAAAAUACUCUAGUUGUAGAAUAUAUAAUCUUCUUUAAAGGAAUAUUCCGGGUUCAAAAACAAAUUAAGUUCAAUUGACGGCAUUUGCGGCAUAAUGUUGAUUACCACAAAAAUAACUUUGUCUCGUCCCUCCUUUUCUUAAAAAAAAGAAAAAUCUAGGUUACAGUGAGACAAUUAAAGUGAGUGGAACCAAUUUUUUUGAGAGUUUAAAGGCAUACAUUUUUAUUGAAGCACUAACAUUAAAUAUUCUUUUAAAACUCGUAUUAUUUGAGCUGUAAAAUUG
This is a messenger RNA of Myxocyprinus asiaticus (Chinese sucker), 2685 nucleotides long. RefSeq names its product alpha-tocopherol transfer protein-like. Gene Ontology annotation, molecular function: phosphatidylinositol bisphosphate binding. NCBI's taxonomy places the organism in Eukaryota, Metazoa, Chordata, Actinopteri, Cypriniformes, Catostomidae. The transcript is spliced from 5 exons. The coding region runs from base 105 to 1130 and encodes 341 amino acids. Gene Ontology annotation, cellular component: membrane. The record is from RefSeq and is a predicted model, not a curated record.